Messenger RNA from Ctenocephalides felis (cat flea), 1249 nucleotides. RefSeq names its product phospholipase A1-like. Lineage: Eukaryota; Metazoa; Arthropoda; Insecta; Siphonaptera; Pulicidae. Gene Ontology annotation, biological process: lipid metabolic process. The record is from RefSeq and is a predicted model, not a curated record. The transcript has 8 exons. Gene Ontology annotation, molecular function: lipase activity. The coding region runs from base 50 to 1090 and encodes 346 amino acids.
AUUGAACUUUACGGUAAUAAACAAAUUAGCAAAUACGCAAAUAAACAAAAUGUUCCGCGUGAGCAUUUUAUUUGUGGUAUUGUUUGUAGGGAUUCAAGGUAAUGCAAUUGGGCUUGCCGAGGACUAUGCAAACGAUAAAGAAUAUAUGAUGUUUCCUGAUGGCGAAGGAAAAUUACAUCUGAUCCAUCUCAAGGAGGACAAAUAUCAACCACAAAUCAAAUUUAAUGUCAAUAAACAUAUGAAUUUCCUUCUAUAUACCAGGGAAAAUCCUGAUGAACCCCAAGUUUUGAAAUUUAAGAGUUUGGCCUCAAUUAGAGAAUCUAACUUUGCACAGAUUCAUGAAACAUUUUUUGUAACUCACGGCUGGAAAAGUGGCCCAAAAAGUUCAGUAAAUAUAUUGAUCAAAAACGCACUUUUGAAAGCUGGUGAUUACAAUGUGAUCGUAGUGGAUUGGAAAUAUGGUGCUUCCUACAAUUAUUUCGCAGCCAGGGGUCAUGCUGCCACUGCCGGAAAACACUUAGGAAACUUCCUGAACUUCCUGGUUAAAGAAAUCAACCUAAGACUGAAGACAGUACAUUUGAUCGGACACAGUUUGGGUGCUCACGUAAUGGGAUUUGCAGGAAAAACUAUCAGGAAAGAAAAUAAAGGACAAAAAGUUGGCCAAAUUGUUGGUUUGGAUCCAGCUCUUCCCUUAUAUACUUUUGGAAAUCCAGGUGGCAGAUUAGAACUAAAUGAUGCCCAAUACGUCGAAAUUAUUCAUACAAAUGGUGGAAAACUAGGCUUUUUGGAUGCCAUUGGUCAUGCUGAUUACUAUCCUAACUGGGGAUCUACUCAACCAGGCUGUGGAUUGGAUAUGUUUGGUUCCUGUGCCCAUGCCAGAGCUUAUGAAUAUUAUGCUGAAUCAAUUAUCCGAUCAGCUCAUUUCCAAUCCAAAAAAUGCAGGGAUUUACAUCAGUUGAAAAAUGAUUUUUGCACUGACAAGGCUGGCAACUACCUCAUGGGUGGAAUGGUCAAUCAAAAAGAAAGGUAUUUUGGAAUAUUUAUUUUGCAAACUGCUGAAAAGUCUCCAUUCGGUUUGGGUUAUCGAUGAAAUUACCGAGUUCGACAAAUUGGACUUCAUGAUGAAUAAUAACGUUCUGAAUAAAUAUGAAUAAAAACUUAAAUAUUCUGACAUUGUUAUAUUUUUUAUAAAAAUAAAAUAAAUGUCGCCAAUGUUUGUAAAGUUAUAGCAAUAAAUAUGAAAAUAAUA